AUGCCUUCUCUCGCCCGGAUCCUCCUGGUCGCGCUGCCCGCGCUUGUACUCCAUGCUGUUGCCACCCCAAUGCCUUUCCCAUUGCUUCGCGCCGCCGACUAUCGCCAGCAGGAUGUCCCCUCCCGUGUCGGCACUGUCAAGACGUACCGCAUUCGACGGACGACAACUAUCCAGGAGAGCACUCACACUGAGCUCGAAAGGGCUCUCCAGACAGCGCCACUUCCUAGCCACGCUGCUUCCCCUGAGGCUCGGGAUGUCAAUGUCGUCAAUGUCCUCGGCGACUUGAACCUUCUGAACAACUACUAUCUGGCUGCCCAGGGCAACUCGGAGAACCUUCGCAAAUACGCUGCUCAGUCCGCUUCACGGUCCGAGGACGAUGGCACCUUUCAACGGCAGUGUGCUUCCGAGCUUACGUCGUUCCACACGAAUAUGCAAGGCUACUACACUGUGCUCGCGCGUAUCGCGAGUGACAAAGGCUUGGACAAGGGCUUGGCGAAUUAUGAUCGACAAAACGACUUGGAGACUUCAUUGAAGGACGUGGUCAACCUCAACAAGGAUACCUUGCAAGGUGUCACGGUCCUGGUCUACAACAUCCCCAGCCUCGGCCCUGUUCUCGGUCCGAUCGUCUACGAGGUCAAAUGUCUGGUUGACGCCGUUCUGGAUGCUACUGAGAACCUCACGGAUGCCAUAAUCAACGCCAUUCAGCCACUCCUCCAAGAUCUACUGGGACAAGCAACAGAUACGAUGUGUUCGACAGGAGUUGAUCUGGCGGGUCUUUGCAUAUAA
Molecule: messenger RNA, 786 nt
Organism: Gloeophyllum trabeum ATCC 11539
Lineage: Eukaryota; Fungi; Basidiomycota; Agaricomycetes; Gloeophyllales; Gloeophyllaceae
Exons: 3
Coding region: 1-786 (261 amino acids)
Source: RefSeq, a predicted model, not a curated record